This is a messenger RNA of Magnolia sinica, 2546 nucleotides long. RefSeq lists its product as uncharacterized. The coding region runs from base 153 to 1238 and encodes 361 amino acids. NCBI's taxonomy places the organism in Eukaryota, Viridiplantae, Streptophyta, Magnoliopsida, Magnoliales, Magnoliaceae. The transcript has 9 exons. The record is from RefSeq and is a predicted model, not a curated record.
GAGAAAAUGGGAAAAACCUUUCCAUGGAAAUACCGUUUAUAGUCUCUUCCUCGCACCCGAACGCGAUUAAAGGGCGUUUCCAGGGAAACUCGUUCCACUGAGAUUCCACACAAAUCUCUUUCAUUUCAUUCCCUCCUAAUUUCAAAAUCGCCAUGAUUCUCUCCUCUCUCUUCUCACGGCGAUGGCAGGCCUCCGUAAUUUCUCGAAACUUCAGGUCCAACGCUGCAAUAGAUGCCCUGAGUAGGGCUUCUGAAGAGAAAAUAACCAAUAUAGCCCUCUACAACUACCCUUCUUUCUCCGGAGCUUUCGCUGCUCUUUUCGCUCAUCUCUACCACUCUCAUCUCAAUCUUCCGUUCCUUGUUUUGCCCUUCUCCUCUAUCGAGCCUAUCAGGGUGGAAGAUUUGAAUUUUGAAUGUCUCGAGACAUGUUAUCUUCUAGAUUUCAUUGGACCAAAAGGAUUUGUGUUUGAGCUCUCACGAAUCUUCCAAAGGGUUGUUGUCUUUGAUCACCGAAAAUCUACGGUUGCAGAAGUUCCUCGGGUAGAACAUUGUCCAGAGAAUCUAAUUCUGCAAAUCGAUGUUGAGAAGAGUAGUUCUAUUGCUGUGUAUGAUUACUUCUCAAAGAAACUAGCCGAGAUAAUGCCACCAGAGAGGGAGAUUGUAGAGCUAGUAAACCAUGAAGAUAGAGAUCGUCUGGCAACGGUCCUGAAGUACAUUGAAGAUGGUGAUCUUCGCCGCUGGGUCUUACCGGACAUAAAGGCAUUCAAUAUAGGACUCAACAAAGAGCGUUCGAAGCUGAAUUGUAUUAAUAAUCCUGAUAUGUUUGAUGAGUUGCUGCAGAUGAGUUCAAUUGAUCUAAUUGCCAAGGGAAAAUCAUACAGUUUCUCGCGCAAGGAUGCUGCAAAUAAGCUGUUGGGAAAAGCUUUCAGAAUUCGAUUGGGCAGAGGAUUCUAUGGGGAGUGUCUGGGAAUUAGGGCUGAUGGGCAUUCCGAUUUAAGCAACGAAAUCGGUGAGGAACUAAGUAUAAGGAGUGCUGCAGCUGGUCUAAGGCCUAUAGGUGCAGUUGUGUACAUGCAACGUGGUAAUCUAAAGAUGUGCUUGAGGAGUACGGAUAGUGCUACUGAUACCUCUGAAAUUGCAAAGAUGUAUGGUGGGGGAGGCUGCCAUGGUUCGAGCUCCUUUAUAAUAAGGAUGGACGAGUACAAUGAGUGGAUCUCUGUGAAUUGGACAAAGUCAUGAAGCUGUAUGAAAUCUGAUGGGUUCUUGAUUAUAAUGAGGCAGCAUGCCAUUAGUCGGCUGGUUCAUUUAAGGCUAGAGGUAUAAUUAUGUCAGGGCUUUGAAAGGAGAUAAAUAAUAGAGAUCUUUGAUGGUGUGGUGAAAGCUGUUGGGGAGAGUUGGAGAUUCUCUUAUUUUAUUUCAUUGUUCAACGACAUUCACUCAUAACUAUUUAAAAUGAGCUUUGGUAAAAGUUGAGUUGCUUGGUAUUUCAUUUAAUUCAUUUUUCCAUUAGUUACACCCACUAAAAUGCUUUUAUGGUCAAGAGAAAAGCCUUUGUUUUUUCCCUUGAUUUAUCUCUGUGUGCAAUCCACGAAUGAAAUCUCACAAAGUUUAAAAGAAUUGGAAUUUAGAUGGAAUGCAAUGAAAACUUAUAUAAGAAAAGAUUAAUAAAUUAAUGCAUCUAAAAGAAUUGAAAGACAUUUAUUUGGAUUUGUUUAUGAAAACAGAGAACCAAUGAAGCCAUAAUGAACUCGUCAGUUCUUAAAAAAGAAAAACUCUUUAAAAUCAUGGUCAUAUACGAUGCAGUCUUUUUAGGGGGAAAAAAAAGUCCACUAAUCAGUCGAAAUUCAAAAAAUGAAAAAACAGAACAACAAUGCCCAUCCUUUUAGCACCCCUCAAUCCUUGUACUUAAAUUUUUUUUGUUCUUCCACAAGAUUUCCGAACAUGCCUUACUUCGUUUGGUUGGUUGUGGUUUUAUAAGUUGUACCUUCUGACGGAAAUAGUACUUCCACACUCACAUGGAAAGUUCCAACUGAAGUACUGUGUUUGGUCUUACCCACAUAACCUUGGAUGAUCUAGACCACCCAUUCGGUGGGCCCCCAUGACGAGUGAGCAUUGCAACCAAGAAAAGAAUUGAGAAAGAUCUAUUAGGGUGAUCCUAACCACCUGAUUGAGGUCUUUCACCUGUUUAAUGUGGAGCGUUGUCUAUUUUCUUAACCCUUCUCAGCAGGUCUGCAAGACUAAAAACUCGGACCAUGCCUGAACCCAUUGAAGACAGAAAAGUACAAUUGAAUAUCAAGCAAUACAGAUUCAGGUCAACAUUUAUAAAAGUGGCUCACAUGGAAAGUGAAUCAGUAUUUCAAAUAAAAUCAACUGUCUUGAAUCAAGAGUGUCUGGAAUUCGUUGCUUCAGUCAGUUGUUUCCAUUCAGCUUGAAUGUAUGUUACCUAAUGUGGGAUAGAUGUGGGCUAUACCAUAGCUCAAGAUUACAAGUGCCAAUUGUUAAAAACAGUGCAGGACAAUUCCAUGGAUCUGCUUUCUUUGGGUAUCU